Messenger RNA from Ascochyta rabiei, 1923 nucleotides. RefSeq lists its product as uncharacterized. The coding region runs from base 1 to 1923 and encodes 640 amino acids. The record is from RefSeq and is a predicted model, not a curated record. The transcript has a single exon. NCBI's taxonomy places the organism in Eukaryota, Fungi, Ascomycota, Dothideomycetes, Pleosporales, Didymellaceae.
AUGGAACAGACACCGCACAAGCGCCAACAAUUCCAGACCUUUACCAUAUUGGUUGAACAUGUCGUUCUUCGCCUGCGACGAGAUGUCGUGCACCACCAUCAAUCCACUGCCACUUCGUUACGUCGGACACUCUCAAAACCCUUCAAGGGACAACGACAAGCAUCUCGGCAUGCAGUGGACGGUGAUCGAGUCACCGAGAACAAGGCCAAAACGAGUGGUGAAGAGCCGCGGAGACCGUCUCCAGCGCAUGGCAAAUCUUUGAGAACAACCCCCAAGCUAUCGCGCGAGAUCAUGGCGAACAACCUUUCCCAGGUUGAAAGCUAUGUGAGGAGAACAAGCGUUCGUGUUCAGUACUUGGAGGCGCUCAUCGAACAGGAACACUCGACUAUCGGCCAAGUCACAGAGAUCAAGAGACAGCUCAAGACAGCACAUAGAAAUCUGGAAAAGCUACACUUCGAGAGGUGUCCGUCUCUGGGUAUCGAAGUCAACGACUGGGUGACGGGUGCGAUGCGACUUGCGUGGCAAGCAUACCGUCGAAUGGUGAAGCUGGAAGAGAAGCUUAAGAAUCUUCCUGUGAACUUUUCAGAUAGCGAAGAUUGGGCCAAGGAUGGCGAGAGAGAUUCGCCGGUCAUGAUUGGAAUUGAGAUGGAGCCCGAGAAGAAGCCACUCGAGCUCGAUACCACAGCCGGAGCAGCGGAAGAAACAUCUACACGACGCGUACAACCGGUCACAUACGUUCCAACUGGCGCCAAAGGUGCAAGAUUGAGCGUACAGAUACCGAAUGCGAAUACGAUACCCGUGAAAGAAAGACGAGGGCAGCAUACAGAGGCGUACAGAAUGUCGGGCGCUUUACCAUCAGCUGAAAGACUGCCUGCUGGACCUUCCCCAACACGGGUACCGUCAGAAGCCGACCACGCGAAAGGAUCCAGAGCGCUGCCCCUGCUGAUCACCCACGACCAAGGAUUAGGCGAUGAUGGCCGGUAUGAUGGCGAUUACGACAGUGAAGACUCGCUGUACGAGACUCGGCGACAAAGACAUAGAGUCGAAGAAAGGAGAAGAUAUUCUGCCGUCGAAGACUUCGAUCCGGAGCAGACCACUCCAACAAGAAGAGAGGUCGAGGCACGGCUCCGAGAAGCAGAGGCUGAGCUUGCGCCUAUCAUGAUGGAACCGGACAGGCAGCGACAGGGUAGUCUGCCCGGUUCCAUGGUCGCCGAUAUGGUGAUGAACAACGUCCUCAAUGAAGAAUACGUUCUGCCUUAUCUUCAUUUUAUCAAACACCACGAACUGCGGGCGCUGAAGCAAUGGUUGGUGGACAAUCACUACGUGAAAAAGUCGGCAGUAAUCAGUCGCACCGAGAAAGUAUUGCAUUGCUUGGAGCUUCUCCAGACAGGAUGUCGCUACGAGACCAUAGCAAUCAUCUUCUCACGUACACCGCGCCAGGUGGAGAGCUCCUGUCACGAAGUCAUGGAAGGAUUACUGGAACUGCACGGCUUCACCAUGAUCAAAGCCCGUGAUCAGGAAAUGUACACGACGCUUUGGGGCAUCUGGGCCAGAAAAUUCGGCAAUCCUCGAAACCACCAUCCAGCCGCCUACUAUUACGGCUUCGAUUGGCUCGAUGCCGGCAAAGUCAUGGUGACGCUCAAUCUCUACAUCGGUAGAUGGCGUGAGCAGGGCAAGUUCGCACUCGAUGGGCCCUCGCUCAACUGGGGCAAAUUCUUCGAUGCAGAAGGGACCGGGAGGUUCCCUAGAAUGGACCAACCCUUGCGGCUGCAGUACAGCACCGUGAGCUCUGGCGACAGCGACACACUCAAAGGCCUGAGCGAAGUCGAAGAAAACGAUGAAGAGGACGACGAAGAGGACGAUGAUGAUGAUGAUGAUGAUGAUAGCUCGCUAUAUGAUGGCGGUGCCGUCCAAACAGCCUGA